AUGAUCCAAGAAGCUCAGGGACGGAUUGAAGAAUCCACACUGACAUUCCUCCCCCCAGAUCUCACAGCCCGCGACAAGUCCCGUGGCGAAGCAGCCGUCCAAACACUCCUGCACGACCCGCAACUCACCCAAGCCGCCGCCCUGAAAUCCCACGGCGGCCUCGCAGACAUUAAAUUCCACGCCUUGGACGUCACAGAUAGUACAAGUGUGCGCGCCCUCGCCGACCAUUUGAAAAGCGCGCACAGCGGGGGAAUAGACUUCGUCAUCAACAAUGCCGGCAUCGCCAUGGAUGGAUUCGCUAACGACGAUAUCGUGGAAGAUGCAAACGUCGUCGAGAAGACACUGGAGUGCAACUACUACUCCACCCUCCGCGCUUGUCGGGCUUUCAUCCCCCUCCUCAAACCCUCUGGCCGCAUAGUAAACGUCGCCAGCACCUCGGGCUCUCUGGCGCGAAUACUCCCCCGCUGUCCGCGCUCGCUUCCUGUCUGCAACCUCUGA
Messenger RNA from Parastagonospora nodorum SN15, 498 nucleotides. RefSeq lists its product as hypothetical. The transcript has 2 exons. NCBI's taxonomy places the organism in Eukaryota, Fungi, Ascomycota, Dothideomycetes, Pleosporales, Phaeosphaeriaceae. The coding region runs from base 1 to 498 and encodes 165 amino acids. Gene Ontology annotation, molecular function: oxidoreductase activity. The record is from RefSeq and is a predicted model, not a curated record.